AGGUAAGGAAGCGCGUGUGUGGAGUAAGUGUUCCGCCCCCUUACUCCAUCCUUUCCCUAUUACUGUUACUUAUACUCUUCCUCUGCUGGAUAUUACAGCCCCAAAGAUAAAUAAAGCCAACAAACCAUCCAUACACCGGUGCGAGGCGUGAGUCUUGGAGCUUCCUGCGGCGCCUCCUGUCUUUCGUGAGCCAGUGUCUCUCCACCACCACCACCACCACCACCACCACCACCACCACCAAUACGCCCCACAGCUUACCAUUCGGUUCACCUUGCCACACAACCUUUAAAAGAGGUGAGAAGAUGUGUAUGUUUGUUACUGAGUGACAUCGCACGCCGCCACGAGGACCAGCACCCCAGGCCGCAGUGAGCGCCGCCUCGUCCUGCAGACGCCUGUGUGAAGGAUGUGAUCGCAGUGCAUGGUGUUCAGUGAGGUAAUGGUGGCGAUGGGGCGUGACCUCGGUAAGGGCUGAGGUCCCCGCGGCUCGCUGCACCUCACGCCCCUGCCUGGCCACGUGACGAUGCCCAAGGGCGGUUCACACGUCCCGGUGGCGUCUGCAACGGGCGUUAACGCGAUGCUCCUGAGGAAAGUGAGGUCCCGCCCUUCGCUGCUGGUCACCUCCGCCAGAUGGAGGACUCUCUGAUUGCCCCUGCACGUUCCCCUGAGCGAAAUGCAGGGCGCGGGCGGCGGGCGGAGGCAGGAACAUUCCUCUGAAGAAGAAGACCUCCAGAACUCCUCCCGGCGCCCCUCUGACGCUGACGACGAGGAAAGCGUGAGCACCAUGAUGAGCGAGACGCCGCCCCAGCUGAGCCAUCGCGAUCCCGGCGACAUGUUGGAGGUGUACGCCGACGGGGACUUUGAGGACGGGGAGGAGGAGGAGGAGGAGGAGGAGGAAGAGGACACCUUGGAGCUGGUGGUGGAGACGCUGACCGGCGACUCCUACCGCGUGAGGAUCUCCCAGUGGGACACCGCGGCGAGUCUGAAGGAGCUGCUGUACCGCACGCAAGGCAUCCAUCCCAGCCACCAGCACCUCAUCCUGCGGGACCGCGAGUUGGUGGAUGACGCGUGCCUCAUCGACCAGCAGGUAGUGGACGGCUCGACGCUGCGGCUGGUGCUGGCAAUCCACGGCGGCCCCAUCAAUGCACGCCGCCUGCCUACCCACGACGACCUGCUGCUGCGUGACUUUACCUUCGACGACAACAGGUGGAGGAAUGAAGGAGGAGAGAAAAGUCCUCAGGGUGGCAGCGGACAGACCUUCACCUUCAUUGUGUUCCACGACGACGAGAACGGAAACCUGAACUUUUACCGGGUCAUAGAGAACCCCGACGGCUCCUACUCGCCCCUCAACGAGUCCUCAUCUUCGGGCACCAACGGGCGUGUCGGGGAUGAGGAGGCUUCGGCGCUCAAGACGCAGCUGACGGAGGAGGAGAAGCGCACCAUGGCCCGGAUGGCUGACCUGCGGGUAGAGAUGGACAAGCUCAGGCUGCGCAGCAAGAAGAAGAAGGACAAGAGGAAGGCGGUGGUGAGCAGCACCCACACGUCGCUCAACAGCAGCCUCAAGUCUGUGCCGGGUCGCUUGGAGGAGGUACUCACACCGCGCCUCGACCUGACGGAGAUCUCAGGGCUCGCCGGAGGGGGCACCGCCCACACCACGCCGCGGAAACGAAGCCCCGUGAAGCGGUUAGCGACUGUGCGGCGCGGAUCGCGGCCCACCACGCAGGAAAGAAUGGAGCUUAUGAAAUCUAGCCACGGGCGACCCACCCUGCGUGAGCUGCCCACCGCCAACCCACCCGUGCCCGUCGACUUUUCUCGCCGGAAGCCCCUGGAGGCCAUCCGCCCCCAGCUGAUCGGUGGCCGCCUGGAGGCCGUUGAAGAGAUGCUGGGGAGGGGAGAGAGUUCCGCGGAACAUGGGGGCCGCGUUGCGACGGGCAGGCAACAGGAGGCGUGGCCCAGCAGGGACGCCCCUAACCCGCCACUGUACAUGCUGCCCGAGGUGGUGUCCUCGGGCAAACACAAACGCUACGACAGGGACCGCCUCAACCAUUCCCACAACCAGGAGCUGCUGCGGCCCGUGCGCCACACGGCGGGCCGCCGCCCCAAGACCUCGCCUGAGGUGCUGGAGCGGCGGCCUGGCACCCUACCUGACGCCUUGGGGGAGCGCAUCAUGCUGCGCGACACUGACGACCGUCUGCGGGAGCUGUGCUCCAUCUUGGAGCCAUCCCGCGGAGACUCGCGGCAGUCCAAGCUGCAGGGGAGCCCCCUUGCGGGUACUGGCCUGCCGCCCCUCAGCCUGUCCCACAGCUUCACGGGGAUUGGUCCACCGCCCCGUACCCACAGGAGCAACUCUGUGUCCGUGUCCUUGGCGUCGCUCCGCACCCGCGGGGCCACACCUCCCUCCCCUGGUCAGGGCGCUCUGGUCACCUCAGGUUCCCGGGAGCAGCGGGACGCCCUGAGGGGUCUCAUGCAGAGCCAGGGCGGGGGCGGCGCGUCGCGGCCUAACAGCGGCAGGAUGGCGCUGCCACCAGCCGUGCUACCCCCUGUCACUCCCAAGCGCCGCAAGAAUCGCCGCAAGCCACGCUGCGAGAAGUGUUCGCGGCGCCUCGGAGUGUCCAGUACGUACGAAUGUCGGUGCGGCGGCCUGUUCUGCGCCCAGCACCGCUACUCCGAGACGCACACCUGCUCCUUCGACUACCGCACGGCGGGCCGCGCCAUGCUGGCCCUGGCCAAUCCCCUAGUGGCGCCCAACAGAGUGCCCAAGAUAUGAGGCCGCGACACCCCUGGAGAGAGAGAGAGAGAGAGAGAGAGAGAGAGAGAGAGAGAGAGAGAGAGAGAAUGAGUGACUAACUAUAUUUUCAUUGGUUUUGUAGCUUGGCUCUUUAGAUACUUUAAACUAUGUCAAUUCUCUCUCUCUCUCUCUCUCUCUAAGCGCGGCGGCCCGGCCAGUAUUACCCAGCAGGGAUACCAACAGUGCAAAGCGUAGACACAUUAGAUCAACAGUCAACACACACAAAGGACUCGCUCACCAAGGCGACAAGACUUCACACAAACCCAUAAGCAAGUGUAUAACAUGAAACGAGUGGUAGAGGCAGCCCAGGGAUGGAGUUAAGUUGUGUUAUACGUCAAGGGCACCUCACCUCGAUUUGAACUUCCCGGUAUUCCAAAGACGUGUUGGUUUGUUUAUGCAUUUGUGUAUAAUGAAAGCAUUUUAUUAUUUUUGUUACUUCAUAUUCUUUUAAGUUAAUAGCCAAUUUAUACAAUAUGUGUUUGGUUCGUGUGAAAGGCUCUUUUAUUCGGUUAGGCUACCUAUACAUUUAUUUCUCGCCCUCACGAAUUCAUGUGUUUUCCUCAUACAUACUCAAUCAUACAGAGGUUAUUUAUGCAUUCCACAGAGUAUAUAAUUUCAUGUACCCUAUUUCAAAGCAAACAGCUGUACUUUCAUUUGUGUAGCCUACCACCUUGCUAGGCUACCCUACACUACUCUUAACUACUCACCAUGGUUUGUUUUCAUAAAAGACUAAUUUACUCAGAGAUUACAUACAUAUAUAUUUCAA
Molecule: messenger RNA, 3551 nt
Organism: Portunus trituberculatus (swimming crab)
Lineage: Eukaryota; Metazoa; Arthropoda; Malacostraca; Decapoda; Portunidae
Product: AN1-type zinc finger protein 4-like
Exons: 6
Coding region: 671-2764 (697 amino acids)
Molecular function (GO): zinc ion binding; protein binding
Source: RefSeq, a predicted model, not a curated record